Strongyloides ratti is the source of this 2037-nucleotide messenger RNA. RefSeq names its product Ovarian tumour, otubain domain-containing protein. The record is from RefSeq and is a predicted model, not a curated record. The coding region runs from base 1 to 2037 and encodes 678 amino acids. The transcript is spliced from 2 exons. Gene Ontology annotation, molecular function: K63-linked polyubiquitin modification-dependent protein binding; cysteine-type deubiquitinase activity. Gene Ontology annotation, cellular component: cytoplasm; nucleus. NCBI's taxonomy places the organism in Eukaryota, Metazoa, Nematoda, Chromadorea, Rhabditida, Strongyloididae. Gene Ontology annotation, biological process: protein deubiquitination involved in ubiquitin-dependent protein catabolic process; protein K48-linked deubiquitination; protein K63-linked deubiquitination.
AUGAUGAAGCAUCAAGAAAAAAUCAAUGAAAAGGAAGAAAAUAUUAGAGACGAAGAUAAACCUUCUACAUCUGGUAGAGUAAUAAAUCAUCGUCAGACACCUUCAACAACCCCUUCCAUAUCAAAAACAUCUGUAUCAAAUUCAUCAUAUGCUUUUAUUCUUCCGAAUCUUGAUUCAUUUAUUCCUGAAUUUAAGUUAUUUUUAGAAAAAGAAAUGAUAGAGUUGUCUGUUUUACGUCGACUAGAAUCAUCGGGGCACCUUAAUUGGUGGUGUACGAUGGACUCCACAAAAUCACAAAAAUUAUUUCCACUUUUGACAACUGGUGAUGGAAAUUGUUUGAUGCAUGCAAUUUCACUUGGAAUUUGGGGUGUUCAUGAUUCACAGUUAGCAUUAAGAAAUGCUGUCUGGAAUUUGUUGACGAAUAGUAAAAAAAAAGACAAUUUAAAAAGGCGUUGGAGAUGGAGUGAAGAAAAAAAUAACAAACAAAGUGGUUUGAUUUUUAGUGAAGAAGAAUGGGGAAAAGAAUGGAAUGAAAUAUUAGAAAUAGCAAGUUGUAAGACAAAACGAAGUAAAGAAGAAAGUAAAGAAAAAGUUAGUGAAUCAACAGAAUCAAUUGAUAAAGAUUCUGUCUCAUCGACGAAUACCAUUCCACCGUUGUCGGAUGACAUUAUAUAUGAAUCAUUAGAAACAAUUCAUGUUUAUGCAUUAGCUAAUGUUUUAAGGCGUCCAAUAAUUGUUGUUGCUGAUACUAUUCUUAGAAAUGCUGCUGGUGAAGAAUUAUCACCAAUCAAUUUUGGGGGAAUAUACCUUCCUUUAGAAUGGCCUGCAUCAAUGUGUCACAGAUCUCCAUUAGUACUUUGUUAUGACUCAUCACAUUUUUCACCACUAGUAGCUAUGAAACAACCAACAUCUUUCAAUACAUGCCUCCAAGCAAUUCCUAUAACUGAUAAAAAUAGAAAUUUAUUACCUGUUCAUUUUUCUGUUGAUCCUGGAAGUAAUUAUAAUUGGUCUAAUAAUCCUACAGAUAUUGAUAUAAGAAAUAAAAUUGAAAAUGAACAAACAAUUGAAAAUCAAAUAUCAUUAAUUGGUGAAUAUAUGGAUAUUGUUAGGAUGGAUUUAAAAAAAGGAAGUAAGAAAAAAAGUGUACCAAUAAAAACUGGAAAUGUUACAGUUCCUGAAAAACUUUUAACAUUAGCUGCUGGUUCUACUCAUUCUAACUAUGAAUUAAAAUCAUCACAUACAAAAGAUAACUCUCCUUCAAUAGAACAAUCAAAAAAUUCAAGAAUUUUUAAAGAAAUUGUUCAUCAUUUUAUAAAAUUUAAAAAUUUUAGCAUGAUAAAACAUAAAAAAUCAAAGUCAUUAAAUGAUUUUGAAAGAAAAUCAUUAAAAGUUAAAGCUUCUGAACUUAGACAAUCUAAUUGUGUAUUAACUGUAUUAUUACAUAACUAUGUUCAUCAACACACAGAUUAUAUGGUUAAAAUGUAUAUAAGAAAUGCCAAAGAAAGAUUUGAUGCCUAUAGAAAAUCAUUGUACAAUAAUUUUACAGAAAAUGGACCACCUCCAAAAGCACAUACUUUACCUAGAUCUAGAAUAUCAAGAUCAUUUUCUUUUGCCAAUGCUACAGUUUCUUGUAUUAAUGCUGAUUGUCAAAAAAAUGCCACACCAGCUCUAUAUUUUUUGUGUAAUGAUUGUUUUGAUAGGCAAAAAAAAGAGAUGAUGGAGGAUAAUUGUGAAUUAGAGGGUGAAAAUACAUUAUUACAAAAAUUUGAUAAAAAAAAUUUAUCAUAUAAAUGUAAUGGUGUAAUGACAGGUACUGAAAAUGAAAGUAUAUCAGAGGAUGAAAAAUUUGACAAUGAAAUAGAAUAUAUUACAAGUCCCACUCAACAUUGUAUAUCAGGUCAUUCAUUAAUUUCACAAACUUAUCUUCAUAAACAUCUUAAAAAUUGUCAUGAAGAAGGUAAUCAGGGGCAUUCUCAUGGUGGAUGGUCAGCAACAAAAAUAUCACCAACAUCAUAUACUGGAGUUGGUUCUUAUUGA